Hypanus sabinus (Atlantic stingray) is the source of this 3778-nucleotide messenger RNA. Its product is annotated as procollagen galactosyltransferase 2-like. The transcript is spliced from 16 exons. The record is from RefSeq and is a predicted model, not a curated record. NCBI's taxonomy places the organism in Eukaryota, Metazoa, Chordata, Chondrichthyes, Myliobatiformes, Dasyatidae. Bases 27 to 1880 code for a protein of 617 amino acids. Gene Ontology annotation, biological process: tRNA thio-modification. Gene Ontology annotation, cellular component: cytoplasm.
UCAACUUCCGGGUUCAUGGGAGCAGCAUGGCGGCGCCCAUCGGUGUCCAUCUGGAGUUCAGAGGUGGUGCUGAGCUGCUCUUCAAUGGGGUGAAAGAGCAGGACGUCAUAUUGCCGACCCAAUCAAUGCCAUGGGAUAUUCGGCAGCUUCUGGUGUGGAUCAAAACUAAUAUGUUGAAGGAUCGGCCAGAGCUUUUCAUUCAAGGUGACACCGUCAGAGGGAGCUACGCCCCUGGAGUCCAGGUUUUCACAGUCGGAACCCAAUUCAGACCUGGAGUGCUGCAGCCUAUCUAUCACCUGAGGGUGGCAACUGAUCAUAACAUAGACAACACGACUGCCAUCCUGAGAGAGUGGCUCAUCAGCGUCCAGAGGUUUUACCACUACGUAGAGUGGCGUCCAAUGGCUGAACCAAGAUCAUAUCCAAAUGAACUGGGCCCUAAACACUGGACCCAAACCAGAUUUGAAUACAUCAUGAAGCUGAAGCAAGCCGCACUCAAAUCUGCCAGAAAACAAUGGGCAGAUUACAUCUUGUACAUGGACACAGAUAAUAUUCUGACCAAUAACCAAACACUUAGACUGCUGAUGGCAGAGAACAAGACUGUGAUAGCUCCAUUGCUGAUCUCCCAGACAGCUUACUCCAACUUCUGGUGUGGGAUCACUCCUCAGGGUUACUACCGCAGGACGGCAGAGUAUUUCCCGACUCGGCAUCGCCAGAGGUUAGGCUGCUUCCCCGUUCCCAUGGUGCACUCCACCAUCCUGAUCGACCUGCGCAAGGAAGCCGCGCAGAGCCUGGCAUUUUACCCGCCGCACCCGGACUAUUCCUGGGCCUUCGAUGACAUCAUGGUGUUUGCAUUUUCCUGUCGUGCCUCAGAGGUCCAGAUGUACGUGUGCAACAAAGAGCGAUACGGUUUUAUCAACAUUCCUGGCAAGCCCCAGAGCACACUGGAGGAUGACAAUCUCAACUUCAUCCAUCUAAUGUUGGACGCAAUGAUUUAUGGCCCCCCGAUGUCACCAUCACAGUUCACCUAUCUCCCGCCCAGGUAUCCGGAUAAGAUGAACUUUGAUGAGGUUUAUCUAAUAAACCUCAAGCGGCGUCCGGAUAGGCGGGAGAGGAUGCUGCAGGCGCUGUACGAGCAGGAGAUUGGCUGCAAGAUAGUAGAUGCAGUGGAUGGAAGUGCUUUGAACAGUAGCACCUUAAAAGCAAUGGGAAUUAGAAUGUUGCCAGGAUAUUCUGACCCUUACACAGGAAGGACUCUGACCAAGGGAGAAAUCGGAUGUUUUCUUAGCCAUUAUUCCAUCUGGAAAGAGGUGGUAGAUCGAAAGCUGAAGAAAGUAGUGGUGUUUGAAGAUGAUGUGAGGUUUGACGGCCACUUCAAGAGGAAGCUGUUGAGAUUGCUGAACGAAAUUGAGGAUGUCGAUUUGGAAUGGGACCUUAUCUACCUCGGUCGUAAAUUGGUCAAUCCCAGUCAGGAGGAGGCUGUGCCGAAUGUCCAUAACUUGGUGGUGGUGGAAUAUUCAUACUGGACGCUGGCAUAUGUCAUUUCACAGCAGGGUGCUGAGAAACUGGUUAACUCUCAGCCAUUCAAUAAGAUGCUGCCUGUGGACGAAUUCCUUCCUAUCAUGUACGACAAGCACAUAAAUGAAGAAUACAAGAAAGCUUACUCCAAACGAGACCUGCUGGCCUUUUCUGUCAACCCUCUCCUUGUAUACCCCACCCACUAUACUGGAGAUCCUGAAUGGUUCAGCGACACUGAGACCUCCACCAUUUGGGAUGAUGACUUGGUGAAGACGGAUUGGAGUGGCUCUCAGAAAACAGUGAAGGCCUCGCAGGCAGGAGCCUCUCGUCAGUCCAUUGGGUCCUUGUCAAGAGAUGAACUGUAAUUUUCAGCGUCGGUGUAAGAAAGUGAACAUUCUCAGGAAUUUGGUUUCGGACUGACAGAACUACCCAAUAAUGAACGAAGGUCGUCCAGCGGCAAAGUUGUGAAGUUCUAUCAAAGCUCAUCUGCCAGAUGCAGGCCACACAGCUAGACAGAGACACCUAGGACGAACAGAAAAAUUAUUCAGUCCCACCUCAGCACUUUAACUGCGGGUAGUAUGAAGGUGGCACCCAUUACAUAAAAGGAACAGCCCUUACAGACAAAGCAUUGAAUAAUAUGCAAACUAGAAUGAUCCAACUCAUCAACAAGGCAAGCAAAAUAUUGUAUGAGUAGAUAGAUCCUUCAAGACCUUUGAACUGCAAAAGCCAUACUUGACCUAAACACAACUCACUCCUAUUAUGUAGUCAAACAAUGUUAAAGGGAAUGCCUGUGCUUGAAGAAGAUUGUUGGAACUUUCCAAUGGUCCUGUGUGCUCCCGGUGUUAAGAUGUAAAGGCCAUUUAGGUAUAGGGAGGAUUUGCCCUGCCCUGACAUGAGACUGUAAGAGGGACAAUAUGAGUUCAAUGUCAAGUGCAGGCUGAGUGGAGCAAGCAUUCUCUGUGCAUUAUUUCAUUCAACUGUUCAGUGGAUUUGGGUGAGCAACUCUUUGAAACUCCCAGGUAGUAAAACAUCGAAGCUGUAAGACAUUGGAGACCACAUUCCAAAAUAAAUCUGCCCUCGCUCCAUAGUCUUCGCUAAACGGCCACCUCCUGCUGUGGUUGUAAUCCAUGCAUUCAAGAGUUUCAGAAUUAUCUAAUCUUAGCUAUCAUAGUGAUGGCAGCAGAGGCAUUCUUGGUGCAGCAUGGAGUUCAUGAGAUAGAGAUCUAUGUGCAGAUACUGGGAAAGGUUAGUUCCUCUGUGAUCGGACAAACCACACCUUGCAGGUGUUACUGGGAAGACUGUAAAAGAAGCUCAUUAGGACAACCAAACAAUUUAAGACUAUUCUAGACUUCAAUAUUUCCAUUGGUCCAUGCUCUCGAUAUUGAAUUCUAAACAAUAAACAUUAAGCUUAAGUUCAACUUUAGAAAAACAGCCCUUCCCCUAUUCACUAUCUUUAGUGAGAAGAUGAGCAGUUCAAAAUGUUGUCUUGUUUUCUUUCUUAAAAUGCUUCUAGCCAACAUAAAAAUAGAAGUGCGAUCUUUCCAACAAAGUUGAUUCCCAGCUAUGUCAUUUUGUUUAACUGGUUACAAUUAAAUGCUGUUUCUCCUCCCAUUUGUUGCUUUUCCUCCCAUGGUUGGAGGUUCAAAGAUUGAAGAAACUCCAACUAUUUUAUUUAGAAGAGGACACCAUUCGUAUUGAGUAGAGAAAGGGUGUGCCUGAAAUACCGUUCAGGUUAAACCCUUAUCGGGUUGAAAAUGAGAAAGAUAUACACACAGCUGUCAGCAAGGCAAGAGAAGUGAAGCUCACGGAUUGGACAGUGACAAACAGGAGCAUCCAGGUACUGAAAUGGGCCUUGACAAAAGCAUGAGCUGCAGAGUGAGCUCCGAUGGACAUAAUGUGCCUUUUAGAGAUUUAAUCUUAACUGGGCAAACGGCUUCCGUGCUCUCAUGCUCCCUGCUGCAACUUUGGUCAUUCUUUGUCUAUCAAGAAGUGGGCAGAAGUUCAACCAGUGCUACAGAAGACAGAGUUUCUAAACUGGAGCAGGGAAGCAGUAAAACUACCCUUCUGGUCAAUCAGUAAUGUUGUCUAGUAUGUCUCUUUGUAUACUGCAUUUCAUUGUAAACCUUAGAAAUGGGAGCAUUUCCUUGGGUGUAUCACUGUUGUGCUUCAGAUCAAUAUUUUCUUCACCACACUUUACACUGUUCAGCUGGUCUGAUUUUUUUAAAAAGUCAUUAUAAAUUAAAAAUUUGUUUUCUUCAUCUUC